CUGAAACUUGACAGAGAGGCAAUGAUGACUCUUCGCCUCACCCUGUCGACGUUCUACCACGAGUUCCACGCCCAGGCCGGCGUUGAUCAGCAUGAAGGGGGAGAGGAUGCCAGCGCACCUGCCGACGGCGAAUCGGCCGAGGGCAAGACCGUCGAGGAGCACUUCAGAGGUGUGAGCGGGGGGAACAACUUGGUGGCGAAUGAGGCGAUGUUCCGCAAGCGAAGCUCAUUCGUCAAAGCUGCCAAGAAACUCUAUCACGUCAGGCAACAGACAGACAGGCGAGGGCAGCCCACAUCCGCUCUCUGCUGUGUCACGUCUGCCUGUCUGUGUGUGUCUGUGCUUCCUUCAUUCAGGCGUUUCGUUCGGUGGUGGGGUGUGACCUGCACGUUAGUUUCGACACGUUUUUCCUGCUGCUGUGUCGGAUCGAGUGCAACGGAUUCGGCGUGUGGAAUCAGGACGACGAGUGCCUCAGCCUGGCCCUCUACCCGACAGCCUCUCUCUUCAACCACAGCUGCCUCCCAAACAUCGCACGCACACAAGUGAGUGCGUCGGCAGACACCCAGACAGGCACCCAGUUAUUUCGUGUGUGGAUUUGUUGUGUGUGUUGCAGGAUGGAGCGCGUGUGCGCUUCUGGGCGCUCCGUGGGAUCGUCAGAGGAGAGGCUCUGACGAUCUGCUACACAAGGGCGACCAUGUGCAGCAAGGAGAGGAUGGCCUGCCUCGAGGGCUACCACUUCAAGUGUGAGUGCGACAGGUGCCGCGCCGACCGCCAAUUCAAGCCCCUCAUCUCGGCCAUGGUCUGCAGCCGGCACAACACACAGGGCUACCUGAUCCCCACACCCAUGAGACCCCUGAGCACCUUGAUAUCCACCGAUGCGCCCACACCAUCGCCAGCCGCCCCCCUGCCCACCACUGCGGCUGUGAGCGAUGACGCAUCGGAGGGCUCCGUCACACACGUGCCGACGGACGCGCCGCCGGCUGACGUGACGAGCAAGCCUUCCCCCCUCAAGGCGGCCCCCAUCACAGCUGACGCCAUACCCACCCUCGCCAGGGACGUCCCCCCGCCCCCCUUUGUGGUCAGCUCGGCGGCCAACCACAUAUGGCUGUCGACCACAGGGAGAGCGGAGGAGAUGGUGCCAGGGGAUGUCGAAACGCGUCGCGUCUAUGAGAGGCUGAGGGAGGGGGUGGCUGUGACGGAGAGGGAGUGCGUGUGCAGCGUGUGUGGCGCACGCGAGAAGAGGCUGGUGCCGAUAUGGGCAAAGAGCGGCGAUACGGGAGACGUGUAGACAAUUUUCCGAUGCGUGUGCGCUUUAUUAGUAGCUGGCUGGUUCUAUGUGUGUGUGUGCAUUUGUGUGUGUGUGUGUCUCAGUGCUCCUACUACUGUGCUAUGAGUGCUGCACUCACUGGCCAUGCGUGCUUUCAAUUCUCCGUCUCUCUCUGUGUGUGUGUGUGCUGCAUUCGUGGUGCCUAUGGCGCUGCGGAUGGCCCUUUCUCCCGACAUGGCAUGCAAUGUAAUUGAGAGGCAUUUCUCCAUUCCUCUGCUGCCUCGUUUUCCCGCCUGCCUGCCUGCCUUGCCUUGCCAGCGAUCGCUCGACUGAACUGAAUGAACUGUGUGUAUCUAUCGUCUUGUCUCUUCUGACAUCAGCUCAGCUGUUGUGAAUGAAAUGUGUGCAGUUUGGGGGGUUCCGUGCACCGAUCUUUCUGUCUGUCUGUCUGUCUGAUGAACAUGCCUGCCAGGUCAUUGAGGUGGUGCGUGUGUUGAUGGAUUCUUUCUCUUUUCCCUAUCCUAUGUGGCCGACUCGUUGCUGUCUUGACAUCCGAUAUUCCUCAGAUGCACAACUCUCAACACGAAAAGGGCACGCACUUGGUGCCUGCCUGCCCG
Molecule: messenger RNA, 1881 nt
Organism: Vitrella brassicaformis
Lineage: Eukaryota; Vitrellaceae
Source: the annotation of a GenBank genome assembly